ACAGACAUCUCAGUGGGAGAGGAGGUGGCCAUCAAGCUGGAAUGUGUGAAGACCAAGCACCCACAGCUCCACAUCGAGAGCAAGAUCUACAAGAUGAUGCAGGGAGGAGGUGAGACAUGGGUCUAAAACCAUUAUACAGGGCCAGGCCUUACUGUGGGCUAUCAGUCCUGCUCUCUCUCUCUCCCCCCACUCAUCUCCUCUAUUCUCUUCCUCUCAUCUCCCCCUUCUUUCUAUCUACCCCCUCCAUCGCUCUUCCCCAUGUUCAUGUGGUUUUCACAUCGCUGGACAAGCAGGCAGGCAGUCAUCCACAUGAGUCAGUCAUGCCAGCCAGCAGCCUGAGAGAAUAGACUCAGUGGAACCUGUCAUCAGAUCACAGAGCCAGAGAAACAGCACUCGCGUGGGCUAAGCAUCGCACAGUAAAUCACGUUAAACCCCAUAGAGAAUGGGAUUUAAGUGAACUAGAGAUGGGUUUAAAAACAAAUUAACUGACCAUGAUUAAGUUGAAGUCAUCAGUUGAUUUCCCACUUCUAACCUCCCAUGUGUGUUUUUCCCUUACAGUGGGCAUCCCUACCAUAAAGUGGUGUGGAGCAGAGGGAGACUACAACGUGAUGGUGAUGGAGCUGCUAGGUCCCAGUCUGGAGGACCUGUUCAACUUCUGUUCCCGCAAGUUCAGCCUCAAGACUGUCCUGCUGCUGGCUGAUCAGAUGGUGAGACACAACUGAUGGAGCUGGUGUUCACCAACAGCAUUAAAUACUCAGCUCUUAGGCUGGCUAUUAGGGCCACUUGUAUCUUCUGAAGUUAUGGCCACUAUAUGCUAUGUAAUUUGCUUGCAUAUUCGCUAGCUAUUAUUUGUUAGCAAAUUAGAAGCGCAAAGUAAAGCUCUCCAGGAGGAGUAGUGUCCACUCCUGCUCUUAUGUAUGUGAAAAUAACCCUCUUCUUUUCCAGAUCAGUCGUAUUGAGUACAUCCACUCUAAGAACUUCAUCCACAGAGAUGUGAAGCCUGACAACUUCCUGAUGGGCCUGGGCAAGAAGGGCAACCUGGUGUACAUCAUCGACUUUGGCCUGGCCAAGAAGUAUCGUGACGCCCGCACACACCAGCACAUCCCCUACCGCGAGAACAAGAACCUGACUGGCACGGCACGCUAUGCAUCCAUCAACACACACCUGGGGAUAGGUAGGUUACACACACACACCCUGCACAUUGAUCUCACACACACACACACACACACACACACACUAUUCAAACAGGGCCAGUGUGUGACUUUCUCCUCCCUCCCUCUCUCUACAGAGCAGUCUCGUCGUGAUGACCUGGAGUCUCUGGGUUACGUCCUGAUGUACUUCAACCUGGGCUCUCUGCCCUGGCAGGGCCUCAAGGCCGCCACCAAGAGGCAAAAGUACGAACGCAUCAGCGAGAAGAAGAUGUCCACCCCUAUCGAGGUGCUCUGCAAGGGAUACCCCUGUAAGUAGUCUGAUUUAUAAUCUUUACUCCAUCCUGAUUUUAGCAUAAUUGAUUUGGACAAAGACACUCUUACUCUGUGCUUAGGUAUGGAUAUCUAGGAUGAUAAAGAAUUCUCACACUUUUCUCCCUCCUCACAGCGGAGUUCUCCACCUACCUGAACUUCUGUCGCUCUCUGCGGUUCGAUGACAAGCCGGACUACUCGUACCUGAGACAGCUGUUCAGAAACCUGUUCCACAGACAGGGCUUCUCCUACGACUACGUCUUUGACUGGAACAUGCUCAAGUUUGUGAGUACUGCCUCUAUUAAUUGUUCAUUAACCAGCUAUUAAACAAAUAUACUGUUUUUAUUACACAUGUUAAUAAUCCUCUUAACCAUUAGCAAAUGGUACCUCAGCGGCAGUUUCCUGAUUUAGUCUCCAUUUCUAUCCCUCUGACUGCCCCUAAUUCCAAGGGGGCCAACCGUGCAGCGGAGGAGGCGGAGCGGGAGCGGAGGGACAGAGAGGAUAGGCUGAGACACGGCAGGAACCCCGGGGCCAGGGGACUCCCUGCCGCCUCAGGACGACCCCGAGGAACACAGGACGGGGCGCCGCCUACCCCCCUCACACCCACCUCACACACAGGUUAGUGUCUCACUCACACACACACCUAGAUGACUUUGAUGUAUGCUUUACUUAACAAUGUGCAAUGUGAUUGUCUCUUGUCAUGGUCAGGAAGUGGAGUAUUUAUUUCUCCUGUCUCUUUCUCUCUCCUCUAGCCAACAUGUCUCCACGACCGGCGUCCGGUAUGGAACGGGAGAGGAAAGUGAGCAUGCGGCUUCACCGGGGAGCUCCCGUUAACGUCUCCUCGUCCGACCUGACGGGACACCAGGACACCUCCCGCAUGUCCACCUCACAGGUACAAGCUCGUCCCGUCUCCAGCCGCACCCCCUCGGCCCUCACCAGA
This is a messenger RNA of Coregonus sp. 'balchen', 2400 nucleotides long. The record is from the annotation of a GenBank genome assembly. NCBI's taxonomy places the organism in Eukaryota, Metazoa, Chordata, Actinopteri, Salmoniformes, Salmonidae.